AUGAACACACCCCCAACAACAUGGCUGGUCUCACCCACCCCAUCAGGUCACGUGGUCUCACCCAGCCCAUCAGGUCACGUGGUCUCACCCAGCCCACCAGGUCACGUGGUCUCACCCAGCCCAUCAGGUCACGUGGUCUCACCCAGCCCACCAGGUCACGUGGUCUCACCCAGCUCAUCAGGUCACGUGGUCUCACCCAACCCAUCAGGUCACGUGGUCUCACCCAGCCCAUCAGGUCACGUGGUCUCACCCAGCCCACCAGGUCACGUGGUCUCACCCAACCCAUCAGGUCACGUGGUCUCACCCAGCCCAUCAGGUCACGUGGUCUCACCCAGCCCAUCAGGUCACGUGGUCUCACCCAGCCCAUCAGGUCACGUGGUCUCACCCAGCCCAUCAGGUCACGUGGUCUCACCCAGCCCAUCAGGUCACGUGGUCUCACCCAGCCCAUCAGGUCACGUGGUCUCACCCAGCCCACCAGGUCACGUGGUCUCACCCAGCUCAUCAGGUCACGUGGUCUCACCCAGCCCAUCAGGUCACGUGGUCUCACCCAGCCCAUCAGGUCACGUGGUCUCACCCAGCCCAUCAGGUCACGUGGUCUCACCCAACCCAUCAGGUCACGUGGUCUCACCCAGCCCAUCAGGUCACGUGGUCUCACCCAGCCCAUCAGGUCACGUGGUCUCACCCAACCCAUCAGGUCACGUGGUCUCACCCAGCCCAUCAGGUCACGUGGUCUCACCCAACCCAUCAGGUCACGUGGUCUCACCCACCCCAUCAGGUCACGUGGUCUCACCCAGCCCAUCAGGUCACGUGGUCUCACCCAGCUCAUCAGGUCACGUGGUCUCACCCAAACCAUCAGGUCACGUGGUCUCACCCAGCCCAUCAGGUCACGUGGUCUCACCCAACCCAUCGGGUCACGUGGUCUCACCCAACCCAUCAGGUCACGUGGUCUCACCCAGCCCAUCAGGUCACGUGGUCUCACCCAGCCCAUCAGGUCACGUGGUCUCACCCAGCUCAUCAGGUCACGUGGUCUCACCCAAACCAUCAGUUCAUGUGGCCCUAUAUUGA
Molecule: messenger RNA, 1065 nt
Organism: Physella acuta
Lineage: Eukaryota; Metazoa; Mollusca; Gastropoda; Physidae
Product: nascent polypeptide-associated complex subunit alpha, muscle-specific form-like
Source: RefSeq, a predicted model, not a curated record